Molecule: messenger RNA, 2306 nt
Organism: Argentina anserina (silverweed cinquefoil)
Lineage: Eukaryota; Viridiplantae; Streptophyta; Magnoliopsida; Rosales; Rosaceae
Exons: 11
Coding region: 272-973 (233 amino acids)
Source: RefSeq, a predicted model, not a curated record
AGACAGAAGUCUUUAAAGUCACACAGGGUAUGAACCAAUGUCCUGAUUGGUUCAACAAACAAAGUUGAAGAAUUUCAUUAUUUAUUGAUCAAAGUUAAAACUUUAAAGUUCUUUCUUUUGGUUCUGACCUUCCAAGUUCAAAUCUUUUCUUGAUCAAAAAAAAAAAGUUCAAAUCGUUUCUGGACUGAACUCCAAGUUUUGAAUUCAAAUUCAUCAAAACUACCCAGAAUUUCCUUUAGAAAAAUACAGUUGUGUGUAAAGUGGGUCUCUGAUGGAGCCGAAUUGGGGACUGAAGAAUUGCUGUAACCAUGAGCAAGAUGUGUUUCUCAUUACUGUUUCUGUCUGCACAGUUGUUAUACUUGCGCUAUGGAGGACAGUACUGCUGAGACCGUUUAAGCUUGUCACUGUGUUUCUUCAUGAGGCUAGCCAUGCUAUCGCUUGUAAACUAACAUGUGGUCAUGUGGAAGGGAUUCAAGUUCAUGCAGAUGAAGGUGGAACCACACAGACCCGUGGUGGUGUAUACUGGUUAAUUCUUCCAGCCGGAUAUCUAGGUUCAUCCUUUUGGGGGAUGCUCUUGAUUCUUGCAUCUACAAAUCUUCUUACUGCACGGAUAGCUGCUGGAUGUUUUCUAGCUGCUCUAUUUAUUACACUCUUUAUAGCGAAAAAUUGGACACUUAGAGGACUUUGUAUAGGAUUCAUUCUUUUCCUUGGUAUAAUUUGGGCUCUGCAAGAAACAACAAAAGUUCGUAUACUUCGGUAUAUUAUUCUGUUUAUAGGUGUAAUGAACAGCUUAUUUUCAGUUUAUGAUAUCUAUGAUGAUUUGAUAUCCCGUAGAGUUCAUUCUAGUGAUGCUGAGAAAUUUGCAGAAGAGUGUCCUUGCUGUACUGGUUGUGGAUGGGGUGUCAUAUGGGGCUUAAUAUCUUUCUUGUUUCUCUGUGGAGCCAUGUACCUUGGUCUUGUGAUUUUGGCUUGAGGAUACAAAAUGUGGGGGACACGAAUCAACUGCUGGAAUGCCUUGAGCAAUUUGUCUGUGGCUUCUUAUUUUUAUCAAGGAGAUUUUCUGAUCAUGCUUACUACUGUAAAAUCAUUCUUUUCAACAUUGUGGAGCUCACAUAUCUCAUUUGUCAGCCAAUUUUAUUUAUUGGACAUGCUAGUGUAUCCCAUAAUCUUCUGUGCCAGGUCCAAAAAAUUUGUUCUUAUCUUUCUUUUUCAAAUUUGAUCUUCAACAAUCAUAGUCUGCUAUAUAAGUAAAGACAUAAGUUAGCACUGCCUAGUGAUUUGGGCUCUGCUUUUGGAAAAUGAUAUUGGCUUCGAAGUUGAAACUUCUUUAUGAUCAUGUCUGUUAAACAUUAUCAUAGACAAGCAAAUGUAGCUCAAGUAUUGAUCUGUCUUUUUCGGCCUUCGGGCAAUUCCUGUGUAUAAAUCUAUUGAAAGAGAAUGAAGUUAGACGAAUCUCUCUAAAGUUAUUGGUUUCCAGCCAGUUCUAUAGUUGCUGCAAGAAAUCCUAAUUGAGCGUGGUAGCCAGUUUGGUGCUUGUGCCACUAAAUUAUGGUCAUUUUUCCUUUAAUCAAUUAGAUUGUUUUUUUGUUGUUGAGAAAAUGAAUUAAUUUGAUUUGUUUAUGAGUAAAAGAAAAAAUGAUUGGUCUAUUACCUUUGGUCGAAAGAGCAGGCGCUAAAACAACGAAGAGGUUGGUUCACACUACAGUAGUUAGUUAGUCUCGUUCUCCCUCACUGUUCCUCCAGAAAGUAAAGUGGUUUAGGGUUUCAGUUAUUUUAGGUCUCUUCAAUUGAAGAAAACAUAAAGCAGAAUACGAGAUCCACUGAGAUCAAGACUCAAGACUCAAGAGGGAAAAAGAAACAAACUUACCAUCCAACAGAAAUCCUCAGAAACCUCUACAGGCUUUCCAGAAUUCCAGUAUGCAGCUGACGGUAGAAUUCGGGUUAAAGUUGACUUUCUCAUUUAUCAUUUCCCAAAACUUUGUAAUGCUUCAUGGCUCUGAGCUUUACUGGUUUGGCUUCUUAAUUUCUAAGAUGAAUGAUAUUGCAAAAGUGAAGUUGGUUUCUACAAUAGAUAAUAAAUUGCUACUCCCACCUUUUUUUUUUUUCAUCACGUCAAACUCUUCUUUUUUCCUCAUUAUAUGUGUUUGCAUGACACUUAAGUGGUAAUCUUUUCAUGGAAGUUACCUCAUACUGUAGAAUUCUUUUCGUGGUUCAUUGACUUUAUAAAUUCAAGUUCAAUCAUAGUUAUAUGGUUUCCAGGAGAACUUGGCACCCUUGAUGACUCGAUGCUUUCUAGUUAGCAUUUA